UGUGUCGACGGAGGUGAGAGUAACAUGGACCCAACAAGAACAGCUCAUCCAUGUCACUCCCAGCAGACAAGGUACAGAUAUGACCCGAGCCUGAAGCAUCAGUGAGAUGGAUAUCCCAAACCCAGAGAGUAUGGAGACUCUGAACUCAUCCACCAGUACCAACACCAGCAGUGGUGAUAACGCCAGCCUCUUCUCUGGAAGUCCCUACACGACUGUUGAGAUCGUACUCAUCAUCCUGGUGGCUGGAUCUCUGAGUCUGAUCACUGUAAUUGGAAACAUCCUGGUCAUGCUCUCUAUAAAGGUAAAUAGGAACCUGCAGACUGUCAACAACUACUUCCUGUUCAGCUUGGCCUGUGCAGACCUCAUUAUUGGCAUCUGCUCCAUGAACCUCUACACGGUCUAUAUUGUGAUUGGCUACUGGCCCCUGGGAGCCGUCGUGUGUGACCUGUGGUUGGCUGUUGAUUAUGUCGUCAGCAACGCCUCAGUCAUGAACCUUCUCAUCAUUAGUUUUGACCGUUACUUCUGUGUCACCAAACCGCUCAGCUACCCAGUGCGCCGCAGCACCAAGAUGGCGGGCCUGAUGAUCGCCGCGGCCUGGGUCUUGUCCUUCAUCCUGUGGGCUCCUGCCAUUUUGUUCUGGCAGUUCAUCGUGGGGGGGAGGACUGUGCCGCCAGGUGAGUGCUACAUCCAGUUCUUCUCGAACCCAGCGGUGACAUUUGGGACAGCCAUAGCAGCUUUUUACCUACCGGUGGCCAUCAUGAUCCACCUCUACUGGCGCAUCUCCAAGGCCAGCCGCAGCCGCAUGAGGAGGGACAGCAGGAAGACUUCAGGUACCAGUCUGGGAGAAGGCCCCUAUCACAGCCAGGAGGACGGAUGUGAGAGCCAGAACAACUGCAUCCCAACAAGAGAAACUCAGGAGGUGGCUGGAGAUGGGAAGGAGAAGGUGAAGGAGCAGCAGCAGAACGGAAGCGGACCCUGCAAGGAAGAAGGAACCGAUCAGGAGGACUCCAUGGCAGACAGCAUCCACGCGUCCACAUCUAAAGAGAGUGCGGUCCCUGCUUUGUCACAGAAAGGCUCAGACGGUGGGAAAAAGACAAAUCAAACGCAGCCGCCUUCCCCGCAGAACUCUGCUGCUGACAGACAAAGUUUGGUCACGAAGACACUGUUUAAGGUAACAAAGCAGAGCGCUGUAGCAAAGUGGAAAAAGAAGGGCAUUUCUUCCAGAGAGAAAAAGGUGACACGCACCAUCAUGGCCAUCCUGGUUGCUUUUGUCGCCACGUGGACACCGUACAACGUGAUGGUCCUGAUCAACACCUUCUGUUCCAUCUGCAUCCCAAACUCCCUCUGGACCAUCGGCUACUGGCUCUGCUACAUCAACAGCACCAUCAACCCAGCCUGCUAUGCCCUCUGCAACACCACCUUCAAAAACACCUUCAAGCACCUGCUUCUCUGCCAGUACAAGAACAUACGCACGGCCCGAUGAGGGCGACGGAUACCGACUCACGUUCGAGAUGGAGUCAGAUUAAUGUGAUAAAUCUCAUAAACUGAGAUGACACAAAUAUCGGAGUGAAAGUAUUAUUAAAAUAUCAAUUAGGUGUUCAUAUUGUUUUCAAUGGUAGAAAAUAUUCUCACUGCCAUUGAAAAUGAAACUGUUGUGGUAAAAUUACAAACUGUACAUUUAAAAUUCUAUCACACACUUAACUUUUAAUGAUUUUUAAAAAAUACAUGCUUUGCAUAAUUAUUCUCAAGACAAUGUAUUGUAGUGGGAAUGCAGCUUAUUGUGCAAAAGGUACAUGUGACUGGGUGUCAGCUGGGGUUUUACUUUGACAGGAUGCUUUCCUCUUUGCUCCUCCUACAUGAGCUUGUGCAGUAUGUCCUUUGAUAUGCAACCUGUUUUUACCCCAGUUGUGAUGGUUUUGUGACCAAAACAGUGAUUUUAACUCUAGAAUAAAUGUAUAGUCUAGUCUAAGGAAGAAGAUAAAAUACGAUAGAAAAAGACACUGUGUUAAUAACAUGUCAUUGCAUCAAGUGUAAUGGCUGACAAAAGCUGUGAAUCAGGUCAAAUCAGCCAUAUUGGAACUUCUUCUCUUCAAACUGUUUUAAGAAAAGAGAGAAUAAAAGAAUAAAAGAGUGUUAGCUGCUGUAAAGUGACCUAUUGUGUGUGUGUGUGUUUGUGUGUGUGUGUGUGUGUGUGUGUGUGUGUGUGUGUGUGCAUGUUUCCAUUCCAGUUAGAUCUGCUCAUAUUAAGCGAUUGACAUCCGUAAUUGUUGUGAA
Messenger RNA from Chelmon rostratus (copperband butterflyfish), 2274 nucleotides. Its product is annotated as muscarinic acetylcholine receptor M2-like. Gene Ontology annotation, cellular component: plasma membrane. NCBI's taxonomy places the organism in Eukaryota, Metazoa, Chordata, Actinopteri, Chaetodontiformes, Chaetodontidae. The coding region runs from base 107 to 1483 and encodes 458 amino acids. The record is from RefSeq and is a predicted model, not a curated record. The transcript is spliced from 4 exons. Gene Ontology annotation, biological process: adenylate cyclase-activating adrenergic receptor signaling pathway. Gene Ontology annotation, molecular function: G protein-coupled acetylcholine receptor activity.